CGAGUCAAGCCUGCCAGCCUGUUUUCCGUUGCGACAUGUCUAUUGAAACAGGUUGGCAGCACGCUUUUUCGGCCAGCCCAAGUCACGCUGCCCUGACAAUCGUCCAUUUCGUCAACGCUCCCAGCGGCAUCCAGAACGUUUCGUAACUCUUUCACGUUAAAAUGUCGGGAGGCUUAGAUAUAUUGUCCCUCAAGGAGGAUGACAUUACCAAAAUGUUGGUCGCCACCACCCAUUUGGGCUCGGAGAACGUCAACUUCCAGAUGGAACAGUACGUUUACAAACGUCGCGCCGACGGCGUCAACAUCAUCAAUUUGGGCAAAACAUGGGAGAAAUUGGUGCUCGCUGCCCGCGCUAUUGUCGCCAUUGAGAAUGCAUCCGAUGUGUUUGUCAUCUCAUCGCGUCCUAUUGGCCAGCGUGCUGUGCUGAAGUUCGCCAAGUACACGGAUACAACACCUAUUGCCGGUCGUUUCACUCCUGGUGCAUUCACCAAUCAGAUUCAGCCCGCUUUCCGUGAGCCACGUCUAUUGGUUGUCACCGAUCCCAAUACCGAUCAUCAGCCAAUCAUGGAGGCAUCGUAUGUCAACAUUCCCGUGAUUGCUUUCACCAACACGGAUUCACCAUUGCGUUAUAUUGAUAUUGCCAUUCCCUGCAAUAACAAGUCGCCCCAUUCCAUUGGUCUGAUGUGGUGGCUGUUGGCCCGUGAAGUGCUCCGUCUGCGCGGUACCAUUUCCCGUACCACCGAAUGGCCCGUCGUCGUGGAUCUCUUCUUCUACCGUGAUCCCGAGGAGGCGGAGAAGGAGGAGGCUGCUGCCGCCAAGGAGCUGCUGCCACCACCGAAAAUCGAGGAGGCUGUCGAUCAUCCCGUCGAGGAGACGACCAACUGGGCCGAUGAGGUCGCUGCCGAAACCGUUGGCGGUGUCGAGGACUGGAACGAGGAUGCCGUCAAGACCUCUUGGGGCAGCGAUGGUCAGUUCUAAAAAACGACCCAAAUGUUCUAAAUGUCAACCCAGUUGCCCAAUGGCUGCUUAAGCGACUCUACAACAUAAACAGAAAUAAAUACCAUCUUUUAUGUUUCUCAAAAAAA
This is a messenger RNA of Drosophila innubila, 1084 nucleotides long. RefSeq names its product 40S ribosomal protein SA (gene sta). Gene Ontology annotation, biological process: cytoplasmic translation; ribosomal small subunit assembly. The transcript has 3 exons. Lineage: Eukaryota; Metazoa; Arthropoda; Insecta; Diptera; Drosophilidae. Bases 162 to 977 code for a protein of 271 amino acids. Gene Ontology annotation, molecular function: structural constituent of ribosome. The record is from RefSeq and is a predicted model, not a curated record. Gene Ontology annotation, cellular component: cytosolic small ribosomal subunit; 90S preribosome; ribosome.